GACUAUGUGCCACUCUUAUUUUGUGCCACCAAGGAACAGAGGCCAGACGAUGUCCCUACCUAAAGCGUCCCGCUAUGACAGCGGAGUGUACGAGUGUACUGCUGACAACGGUGUCCUUCCCCACGGGAUGGGUACUGCCACGCUGGAUGUGCAGUACGCCCCGUGGAUUGACCCGACGAUGGAUGACGAGAUCACACUCAUGCACGACCAGGAGGGGUUCAAGUUACGAUGUUUGGCGGACGGAAACCCGAAACCUCACAUCCGCUGGCGGCGGAAGGAUACAACCCUGUACUGGGAGAACCCGCUCCGGUUCCACCGGGUGCGCUACGACGUGGAGGGGACGUAUCAGUGCGUGGCCACGAGUGGCGGGUUUCAGGAGGUGACCAAGGAUACGUUCAUAAACAUCGUCGGACGGCCCCAGCUUCUCGGGGAGGAGUCAGUAUCGGCCACGGCAGUGGCUGCGGGAGGGACCGCCCGGUUCGCCUGCGACAUCACGGCGGACCCCAUGCCUGACCGGAUCAUCUGGCUGUGGAGAGACCGAGACGGGAUAGAGAAGGAACUGACUGUAGCGUCAGGCGAGUUCAUAACCAUCAACAAGAAGAGAGACAUGGAUGUAAAGUCUUCGUCGAGCUCUCUCACUAUUAAAGACGUCGCCUAUAAGAAUGAAGGGACGUACAUCUGCAGAGCCAGUAACAUGUUCGGCUCUGUACAGAGGAACUUUCAGCUGCAGCUCACAGGUGAGAAGUCUGACCAAUAAGGGCAUACUAAGGCCCCCUUUCCACUAGACGGCGAUCACGCUGCGCUCUCACUGCGACCUACAACGGAUAUGUGUAACCUUUGAUUUCAAGCUGGAUGUAUCAUACAGAAUGUAAAAAUG
This is a messenger RNA of Branchiostoma floridae (Florida lancelet), 877 nucleotides long. RefSeq names its product roundabout homolog 2-like. Gene Ontology annotation, molecular function: cell adhesion molecule binding. NCBI's taxonomy places the organism in Eukaryota, Metazoa, Chordata, Leptocardii, Amphioxiformes, Branchiostomatidae. The record is from RefSeq and is a predicted model, not a curated record. Gene Ontology annotation, cellular component: cell-cell junction. Gene Ontology annotation, biological process: cell-cell adhesion. The transcript has 3 exons. Bases 5 to 757 code for a protein of 250 amino acids.